AUGUCUGGCAACUCCUCUGCUUCCGAUAUCAUCACCUACGUCGGUGUCCCCCUUGCCGUCCUCGGAGUCGCUCCUAUCCUCUACAACACCGUGAUAACGCUGGCAACAUUAUCCAAGGUUAGACGACUACUACGAAAGUCUCGUCUGGUGGGCAUAACACGAGGCGAUGUUGUAAAUCAUGUCAUUGAGUGCGAGCUUGCGCGCUUCAGCAUUGCGCCCCUGAGCCGCCAGUAUGACACGGAGGAGUACUGGAAUGUGUACGAACACCCUAGCCUUGUCCCUGGCGGCAGCUGGACGAUAUUCAACUGGAAGAUGCAUGCCAUUGGUAUCAAAACCCAACGAAUCGAAUAUUCAGACCAACUGCGUCAGCCGCAGGCUGAAAUCAAUUUCGAGGACCUCCUGAGCUAUCUACUAGACCUAGGUGCGGUUCCAAAUGCUGCGGGUUUUCAAAUGCUAAGGACUUCUGGUUUGUGGGUCCCGGUUGGGACUCCUUUGAUGUUAUCCCCGGAUCGCCACGAAGCUGUGCUGACGAUUGCUCCAUUGGACGACUCGGAUGGAAUGCUCUCGUUGGCGGUUAGAUGGUCGCGAAAGUGGGUUGUGAGAGGGAAGACAUCGCUGCCGCCGUACUGGAUACAAGUCAAGGCAUUGCGGGAGAAGGCGAGUCCCAUACAUGAAGGGAGUAUCACUGAGGACGGGGUGUCAUCCAUCACGAAGUCUCCCGCCGAUCAGGAAGAUCCGGAGCUCGCACAAGCUACAUCAGGGGACUUGAUUCCUGACGAUAAUAAAGAUUUAGAAGCUGCGAAGAGUCACAGCAAUACGGUGUUACAUACUGACGUGGUUCGGUGCCACAUAACAUCAAGUGGCAUCACCGCCGCCCUAAGAGAAAAAGCCUUGGACUUCGAGCCCCUUCCCAUAACCCAUUUACGUCCUUCCUCGGGCUCGCCUACGAGCGCUGGCAUAUACUUCUCAUGCAUCAGCACCGCCCUCAGCACUACGAAUAACGCCGUCCUAUGGUCCUACCACAUCCCACCUCCAUUCCUAGCAUUCUCUCGAAGCCCUAUUAUCCCCUGCGGCAUCCUCGUCCUGCUAGGAAUGGUUCCCAUAACCUCGACCCCUGAGUGGUACACCGACUAUGGCGACUCCGGCGCUGAAGAGCGAGACCUGCAAAUGCGCCGAAUGCGCGAUAGCAUGACUGCAAUGCGGCGAGAAAGCUCAAUGACUCCUGAUCAACACGCCGUUGCCAUACGAGACAGGCAAUUCAAGCAACACCAGGACUUUGUGGAUGAUAGCAACCAGAGGCGCCGACUUGCAGUACAGCGCGAGGAGACGAGGAUGCUUGAAGCGCUGCAGAGCCCGCAGUGGAAGGCGCAGCUGGUUGGCGAACAUACCCUUCUUUGGCUCAAGGAGCAGAACCAUGUUGCAGUGAAGGCAGAGCUUCCAGAGGUUAUGGAGGUUGUGCUGCACAGGAUGGUCACCGAGCCGGCCUUCGCGAAUGAUUUGGCCGAGGUACUGGAUACGUGGAAGGGAUGGGUGGAGGGAGGGGGGAUCCGCAAAGCUGACUAUCUGAUGCUCAAGAAGAAGUUGGUAGUAUUUGCUUUUGCGAGCUUGGUGUUGGCUAUGGUUUAUGGUUCUGUGGAGCCAAUGGACGGGUCGUUGUCGAAAGAUCUGCAGGAAUCGAUUGGGAUCUGGAAGAAGGUUAGGCUUGGUUGA
Pseudogymnoascus destructans is the source of this 1710-nucleotide messenger RNA. RefSeq lists its product as uncharacterized. The record is from RefSeq and is a predicted model, not a curated record. The transcript is spliced from 2 exons. Bases 1 to 1710 code for a protein of 569 amino acids. Lineage: Eukaryota; Fungi; Ascomycota; Leotiomycetes; Thelebolales; Thelebolaceae.